CUCAAGCUAAAUCAAGCUAGUAAUACACACCCAAUUCUCGAAUUCUCGUCCUUAAUUUUGUUCUUACGAUCCGCUUUGUGAACCGGAUCAUUUGUUGGAUUUAUUGUCCAUCAAAUUGGUGCUCUCAUUGAGAGUUCGAGAAUCAUACUCAGAAGAAAUCCUCCACAACGACGAUGGUGCAAACACGUAGCAACGCCAACGUAGGUACCAGAGUUCCCCAACAGGGGGAGGACAGCGCCACCGGAGGCCGGCACCCCCCCAUCACCACCGGGGAGGCUGAGGCCCUCAUUCAGAGGGUUGGGAUCACGGCCGAACAAUUCAAGGAGGUGCUGGCCGCACUUGCGCCCAACCGCGAGGUCGUGGUAGGAGAUGUGGCUGGGGGACCCACAGGCGGGAAGGCUGGACCUGCAGGCUCCCAAGGAAAAAAGAAGAAAGUGAGGCGGUCCCAGAAGAAGAAGGCGACCAAGCCUAAUGGGAAGGCUAUGAUGGCAGAUGCACUUUCCAGACUGGAAGAAGAGGACGAGUCGUUCUCCUUCGAGCGGAUGUCUGCUUUUGACCGUUUGGGAGACCCCAAGUCAAAGAAACCUCGGACCUCUGCGUUCAAACGGCUGCAGGACACUCGGUCAGCCCGAAAAGGCGACUUGAGAGACACGCUCAAGGAGAAGAAAGGGGAGUCCACAGCGACUUCCAAGGUCGGUUCUGAGGAGCGACGGAUGACAGUCGGGGAUAAGGGUGCAACCGAGCUGUGGAAAAUGUACGAACAACUGGAGAAGCGGCUGGAUGCCCAGAACCCCUAUCGCCAGGCGGUCUUCAGUGAGGUAACGCCCUUCUCCAGAAGGAUAAUGUCCUGCCCUCUCCCAGAUAAUUUCAAGACUCCCCAGAUCAAGGCGUACAACGGGACGACCGAUCCCCAAGACCACCUCGCUCGCUUCGGGGCCAACGUGGUCAUGUAUGCAUAUCCAGAAGAAAUCAAGUGUCGGUGCUUCCUGGCGACACUGGAGGGGCAGGCUUCCGGAGACAAAAGCUCCCCUUCUCGCAUUUGCUCAAUGUGAAGAUCCGGAAGGGGGAACAGCUCCGGGAGUUCAUUAAUAGGUGGGAGAAGGAGGCUAGGGAUGUCCAAGGGGCGGACGACCAAGCCCU
Molecule: messenger RNA, 1140 nt
Organism: Cuscuta campestris
Lineage: Eukaryota; Viridiplantae; Streptophyta; Magnoliopsida; Solanales; Convolvulaceae
Source: the annotation of a GenBank genome assembly